CAUCCAUACCACAUAAACACAAGGCCACUAUUCAUGCUAAUAAUUUAAGUUUCCCACUCGCUAUAGUGGCUAUGCAUUGCAGCACAGCCCACUCGUCCAUAAAAGCUGCUCACCUUCCGAAGCCUUAGGAUAGUUCUAGGCAACCAUGCGUUGAAGAAGGCAUUCACGGUACAAUUUGAUGACCAGACGAAAAGAAUGUACACUUGCUUUUGCUGUAAAUUGCCAAGGACCUCACUGGGUCAGCUAUCGGAAGGCGAAGAUAGUAUCCACCAGUACGAUCAUUAGCUUGCCGACGUGCAACUCGCUGCAAAGCAGGGUUGUCUAAUGUGCUCCUUCAUACUCAAAUGCGUCGACUGGGCUGCGCCAAAGUUUUGCAAGUACGGCGAUGUUGGGAUAGUAGCUAUCACGCUUGUUGAGUGUUUGUUCGUAUUAUACCUUAAGAGCCAAGAAAUCAUUAUCCUGGAAGUGUUCUCGCCCUGCGGUCGAGGCUUGAUACCAUGGGAUAACGAUGUCGACAAAAGUGCACGGCGCCUGCUUCCUGGAUCAUCGUCUUCACGAGAAACCUUCGAAAGUAUGAACCAAUGGAUCCAAGAAUGUAGCUCGAAUCAUACCCUUUGCCAUUCCCACGACAAGGAAGAUAGCAUUGACUGUAAACACCCGAAGCGGAUCCUCGAUCUUAGUAAUGGCUCCAUAGUUCUUAGAGAGAACUUCCAGUCAAAACGCUAUGCCUGCUUAAGUCACUGCUGGAGCUCUGCCGCCGAUGUUCCAAUGACGACUUCAAGUACCUUACGCAAAUUGAAGCGAAGAGUCCCAGUAAACAUACUCACGAAGACGUUUAAAGAUGCCGUAUCCAUCUGCCGAGGUCUAGGCAUACCCUAUCUAUGGAUCGAUUCGCUUUGUAUAUAUACACAACGCUCCAUUAUUAAUCACCUCAAAAUCUUGAGGUUUGCACCUCAGUUUUUUGAGGGGUUUCAUGCUAACCCCUUGUACGUAUAUGGCUAG
This is a messenger RNA of Mytilinidion resinicola, 1002 nucleotides long. RefSeq names its product HET-domain-containing protein. The coding region runs from base 325 to 1002 and encodes 225 amino acids. The record is from RefSeq and is a predicted model, not a curated record. Lineage: Eukaryota; Fungi; Ascomycota; Dothideomycetes; Mytilinidiales; Mytilinidiaceae. The transcript is spliced from 2 exons.